GCCUUUUCUCUGCAAGCUAUUAAGACCUUUAGUUGAAGGUAGCAUUUAUAUAGACGUGUCUCUUAAAAAGUGAAUUGCCAAGGUCCAUGGAUCCGUUGGGGAGGCGAUGUGUGUUUUUAUUUUCCGCUCUAGCCAUCUGUGCUGGAGAUAUUUUCACACCAGAGCAAGUUCAACAAUUGGACACUUUUGUUAAAGAUGUAAUGUCAUGUUCACAUUCCCCUGGAUUCACUUUAACUGCAGUGAAAGGGAAAGAGAUUUUCACCAGAGGAUAUGGGAAAAGAGACGUCCACAAAGGACUGAACGUAACCGAAGAAACCCUCUUCUGCAUAGGCUCAGUCACAAAGGCAAUGACAACUACUUUGCUUGCAAAGCUCCUACCUACAAAGUUCCCACAGUCGUCUUGGGACACCAAGGUCAGUUACAUUCUGGGGGAUUCUUUCAAAUUCACGAGCACUGAUCUGACAGAUCACGCGACGCUGAGAGACAUUCUCAGUCAUAGGACGGGUCUUGUUGCUGAAAAUUAUGGCCUGAUUGCCGGUUACAACAAAAGCAUCACACGGGCAUAUAUGGCAAAAAAGCUUCGAUAUUUACCGUCUUCCCAGCCACUGAGGUACCAAUUCGAGUAUAACAACUGGAUGUACUUCCUUGCGGGCUAUGUUGCGGAAGUGUUAGCCGAGGGAGAGGAAUCCUGGGAAGAUUUGCUUACAAAGCACGUAUUAAACCCCUUGGGAAUGGAUUCUACCGCUAUCUUGAAGGACCUUAACGAACUGGCAACAAAGGCAGAGAUGGCGUUGCCCUAUGUUUUCUUUGAUGGUGAAUUCGUAAGACUCUCCUCCGCAGCAUUCAGUAUCCAUCCCGCGGAACCCGCUGGCGCUGUGUGCUCGUCAGCUAAAGACAUGGCUAAGUGGUUGCAGUUUCUUCUCCGCUCACCGAAAAAUAUCGUCAACGAAACGUGUUUUAACGAGACAAUGAAGCCAAUCCAACUGACGCCAGAACAGGCCAUCGGGGGACUGAAGAGACCCACAUUUCCAAUCGAUAUGUAUACCUUUGCCACCGGAAUGGGCUGGUUUACUGGCGCCUAUCGAGGUCGACAUCUUGUCCUCCACAGCGGUGCAUUUCAUUCUUACACUUCGCUGUUGUGGCUAUUCCCAGACGAGGACUUAGGAAUAUUUGUCAGCACAAAUGGCAUAGCUGAGCAUGACGACCCAAAACUAACCACAAUGAUGUACGCCUCCGAUUUAUUGCUGGGCGAAACCCCAUGGCUCAACUCCACCACAGCUUGUUCAUUUCCGGAACCAUGGAAAGUAAAAUCGUCUAAAAAUUCCACCGAGUUCAGCAGACAGGAAGUUCAUUCCGAGCGCCACCUGACGGAAUAUGUUGGAGUUUACGGAAACAGGUUCGUAGGUGAUAUGAACGUUUUCAUCAACAGAACGGCAAAUGACACCUUACAGUUGAACUUAGGAUAUAAUAUUCAGACAUUUCUUUAUGCUACUUCUGAAAAAGAUGUUUUCAGGUGGAAAUUUAUUGGGAAUUUAUGGUUUUUGAGCAAAAUAUUCCCGGAAUUCCAUGCAGGUAACAUCCAGUUUAAAGAGAACAACAAUGGACAGAUCUACAGCCUGGUGUCUUCGGCCGCUGGAAAGGAAUUUGUCUUUCGAAAAGAUGUGCGAUUUGCUGAUACAGCAUCUACCGGUGAAAGCACAUAUGAAAUGACCGACAAAAAGUUUACUUUGGCUUUGCUAACAUUGUUUGUCAUAUUUUCCUGCCAGUGAUAGUAUACUUUGUUCACUAUAUAAGCAGUCAUAACUUAGCCACCUUCUUUAGCCAUCGCCUAAAUUACAAGGUGUUUUAUGUAUAUAAAUACAUGUCCAUUGCCGUAAAGGCUAAAACAUGGUGUAUGAUUUGGAUGUCAGAAUUAUCGCUUCUAGUCACACCCACUUCAGCCAUACCAUGUUUCAGAAUAGUUUCUCAGUUCACAGUUGUACCUGAACCUCGACCACCUCAUCUGAUGUUGAAUUCAAGUUGUGGUAAUAGUAUGUGUUGAUUGCUUGCUGAUAUCUUGCUGUGUUCAGGAAAUGUGUUUCACUUCUGCUUUCAUGUGAAACGUGGUGAGUGUCACUGACUCAAAACGUAUUUGUUUCCAUAUAAGCCAACAUGACCAGUAGGCUAAUUAACCAAGAGCACACGUAUUAAUACAGAGCAUAUAUACGUUGAUCUAAACUGUAUAUUUAAGGUUACAUGUUCUUUGUCGCGUUUUAGAAGAAUACGCCCAAUACUGGCAUACCACCGACCUUUGACAACUUACUGACGAGUUUUCGGGCUUGCAACAUAGACAUGUGCGUUAUACAGAUAUGGUCUUCGACAAACAUAAGACAGCGUAAAUGUAUAGGCACACAAGCGCCACAAUCACUCACACGACGAAGGUCGCCAUCCCCAGUUACAUGCACGGCAGUCAUAUGUUUAGACCGUAGAAUUCUCAUCAGGUCAGAGCUAGGAAAGACUCUUUUUUGCUGUUACACUGCAGACAUUUUCCUCGCUAAUAACAGUGUUGUCGGUCUUGGGCUAGAAUACAGAUUUGUCCGUCGGUUGCCAGGCACGACAGCCCGCGUUUCUCAGCUUACCGUGAGCAACAGCUGAGUCCUGAACACUACCCAGCGACAGAGCCAACCCAUGCAUGCCGAACUCUGACGGUCAAAGGGAGUUCAUCCAUGCAACCUUCUGUGUGUAGCCAAAUGCCUGAUUUAAUCGAUCGAACAGACCGGUAUAUGUCUAACAACGGCCUACGACUAGUAUUUGAGCCGGCAUCACUGUCUGUCAAAAGAGCCUGUUCUGUUUGUCAGUGUCAUAUGAAUGACCUGCCAUCUGAACACUUAUAAAAAUCAUAAGGACUAUACUGCAUCAUAUUCUACAUCGUAGUGCUAUGAUAUCUUAGCUAUAGGAGUAAAGCCUUUUUCUCUUCCGCUGUACUGUCAUACCUAUAGGACGAGGUGUAGCUUAUGCAUAAAUAGGGAGAGUGCACGCAUGCACCAGGGGGGAGACAUCCGCGUGGUAUGAAACAGCUCAUGGUGUGAGUAUUUUCUCCUGUGGAUCCCCAACCCAACAAAAAGACAAAUCUUAACAUGAUGUCAUUUGACUACAAUAGCUGCCAUUGAAAACAGUGAUGCACGACAUACAACGUUAGACCGUAGCCUGUUACAUUGUGCACAUGCAGUUUCAAUACUAUGUACAUGUAUGUACCCUGGUCUUGUUUUUAUUUCUUUGCUGUUUUACGCCAUAUUCAAGAUCAUGACCUUACAGGAUAUACUCAUGCAGCUAUAGAAACUGGCAUGAUGUAAUUCAUGGUAAUGAAAUCAAUAUGAGAUCAAUAAAA
Messenger RNA from Liolophura sinensis, 3367 nucleotides. RefSeq lists its product as uncharacterized. The transcript has 5 exons. The record is from RefSeq and is a predicted model, not a curated record. Bases 87 to 1769 code for a protein of 560 amino acids. Lineage: Eukaryota; Metazoa; Mollusca; Polyplacophora; Chitonida; Chitonidae.